GUCGGGUGUCCAUCAGCCUCAGGGCAUGCGGGAGCCUGCGGCGGGAGGAUGCCACUCUUCAGCUUCCCACGCCAGCCGUGCUAGGUGCACCCAUGUCCGUGCCCUUGGACCUUUGCUAGGAACACUCACUUGGUCUGCACCUGCUCGUCCUCCAAACGAUGCAUCCUGACUUGUCUCCACACUUGCACACUGAAGAAUGCAACGCCUUGAUUAACUUGCUUAAGGAAUGUCACAAAAAUCACAACAUUCUGAAAUUUUUUGGUCAUUGCAACGAUCUUGAUCGGGAAAUGAGGAAGUGCUUGAAGAAUGAGUACAUGGAGAAGAGGAACAGGAGCAGGGAGCACGGCGCUGCGAUGCGAAGCAGGCUUUCUGAUCCUCCAGAGGAAGCUGGAAGAUAGGCUCACUGGACGCCUCGGCUGGGAGACCUGAAGGUGGCCGGUAGCCAAAAAAAAAAAUCCCUUCCUUUUGGCCUCUAGGACCCUUUGAAUGGAAAGCACUCUAUGAAGAACUGAGCCGUGGAGAAUCAGGAGAAUGUGGGGUCCGGGACUUGCUGAACUUUAAUGCCAUGCACUGUGCCUCUGAAAGUUUCCUUCACUGCUGCCCUGAAUCCGUGUCCACCCAGGCCUGACUCGCCUCCUGCAAUAAAGGCUUAGCACAGUG
Rattus rattus (black rat) is the source of this 660-nucleotide messenger RNA. RefSeq names its product C-X9-C motif containing 2 (gene Cmc2). The record is from RefSeq and is a predicted model, not a curated record. NCBI's taxonomy places the organism in Eukaryota, Metazoa, Chordata, Mammalia, Rodentia, Muridae. Bases 159 to 398 code for a protein of 79 amino acids. Gene Ontology annotation, cellular component: mitochondrion. The transcript is spliced from 4 exons.